AUGGAUUCUCUACCAUCAACCGAUGUGGACUUUUGCUCCUUACUCCCUCAACUAACGCUUCGAGAAAAGAUUACGCUCUUAUCUGGUAGAGACUUCUCUACUAUUGCUGGUGUCCCAAGGCUGGAUAUCCCUCCAAUCAGAGUCGCUGACUCAACUUCUGGAAUUCGACCUUCAGGUAUUGAAGCGAAUCUCACAACUGCUUCAUUCCCAAAUACGACCUGUUAUGGAUCUACAUGGGAUUCUGAACUAUUAUACCGCGUUGGCACUCAUCUUGCGAAACAAGCACGGAUGAAAGGUGCCCAAGUUGUCUUGGGGCCAACCAUCAACAUCCACAGGGAUCCCCGAGCUGGCAGAAACUUCGAGUGUUUCAGCGAGGAUCCGCUGCUUUCUGGGCAACUGGCUGCGGCGCUUGUUAACGGCGUCCAAUCUAUGGGUGUUGGAAGUUGUCCAAAGCAUUUCGUGUGUAACGACUCAGAGACCUUGCGACGAUACUACAAUGUGCAAGAAUCCGUGGAUAGCCGUACGCUUCGAGAGAUCUAUCUUUCGGCAUGGCAGCAUCUACUACGUUCAUCUAAUCCCGAGGGUGUCAUGACUGCAUAUAACAAGGUUGACGGCGAGUUUUGUAGCGAAAACUCAUCCUUGACGCAACGAGUUCUGCGAGAUGAAUGGAACUUCCAAGGCCUUACCAUGUCGGAUUGGUUCGGCACCCAUGCGACAACUGAGCCAGUCAAGGCCGGACUUGACAUCGAGAUGCCCUUUCCUGUUUUCAGAGGAGACAAGCUUCUCGAAGCAGUGAAUUCGGGGCUGGUCACAGAAAGUGAGAUUGACGUUUUGACCUUGAGAGCUCUGGAACUUCGUAAUCGAACCCGAGCUGCUCUUAAGUUCACAGAUGAACGAUCUGAGGUGAGCGAGGAAACAAAUAAGCUCGCUCGGGAAGUUGCAACGAGUGGAAUGGUUCUUCUCAAGAAUGAGAACAAUGCCUUGCCGAUAAAACCAGAGCAAACUUCCCGCAUAGCCGUCAUAGGCGAGUAUGCUGUCGACCCAGUGAUUACCGGAGGUGGCAGUGCAUCAUCUAUUCCUCAGUACAAACACUCCGCCUUGGAUAUCCUGGAGAAGAAACUACCCGGUGUAGUGCAAUACUCUUCGGGUGUGCGAACUCGAAGGAUAAUUCCAGCUGUACCAUCCGAGAAGCUUACAUCACCUGAAGCAAAGCCGGGUGUUGUCAUCAAAUAUUACAAUGCAGAUGACUCCAAGCCAGUGCUCGAAGAGUUCCAGAAAGAACCCAUUGUUUGGAUGCUCGGAGACUUUAACAAGAAAGGACUGAAGCCUAUUGAUUCGCGUCUAGAGAUGGUGACCAAGUUGACGCCAGAAACAUCUGGUAGUCAUACUCUAGCUGUCAGAUGUACAGGCGCAUUCUCAUUAUCAGUCAAUGACCGUCAAGUGCUCUCAGGCGAAGAAGCAAAGAUCACAACCGAGCAAUUCAUCUUCAACCACAUCUUGCUGGAGUCUCGGGUCCAAGUUUCCAUGGAUGCUGGGGUCGCGUACGAUAUCAAGUUGAGCAUGGCUGGACCUCAGAAACUUCAAAUUGGCGAGCCUACUCCAUACGCCGCCACCUUGUGCUUCGAAGAAUAUUGUUCGGAAGAUUCCGCGAUCGCGGAGGCUGUUGAGAUAGCGCGACAUGCGGAAGCGACUAUCAUAUACGCCGGUAGGAAUGAUCAGUAUGAGUCCGAGGGCUUUGAUCUGGAAGAUAUUCGCAUGCCAGAAAACCAGACGAAGCUGAUCAAGGCAGUUGCUGCAGUUGCAAAGAAGACGAUCCUGGUCAUGCACUGCGGAAACCCGAUCGAUGUCAGUGCUUUCGUCGACAGUGUAGACGCUAUUCUUCUUGCUCACUUCCCUGGUCAAGAGGGUGCAGCUGCAACUGUAGAGCUUCUACUGGGUGAUGUUUGCCCCAGCGGACGCCUUGCGACAACGUGGUUCAAGACUUUGCAAGACUGGCCGAGCUAUGAAAACUUUCCUGCCAAGGAGUCAGAGGAUGGCGACCCGUGUCUUCGAUAUGCUGAGGGCGUUGGAAUUGGCUACCGCGCUCCAGGCUCCGAAGACCGAGCCAGAUGGUCAUUCGGCUAUGGCCUGUCCUAUACGUCAUUUAGUCACAGCAACUUGCAUGUUGUUGUGGAUGAGACCUCUGAGCCAAAGACACUCAAAUGCUUUGUGGAUGUCCAGAACACAGGAACCAUUUCUGGAAAAGAAGUUAUCCAUGUUUUUGUCAGACCAUCUGAAGAAACGAAAGCAUGGAGACCGGAACAAGAACUCAAGGGUUUCAGCAAGGUGUUUCUUGAACCAGGUGAGAGCCGACAUAUUGGUGUGGAUAUUGACCUGAAAGUAGCCUGUAGCUACUGGGAUGAUCAAGUGAAGACUUGGAGACUUGACGCUGGUACCUACAGUGUCGUUGUGGCGGGUCAGAUGUCAGAGUUCACGGUUGCCAAGAGCUCGACAUGGAAUACACUCUAG
Molecule: messenger RNA, 2508 nt
Organism: Fusarium sp. VM40
Lineage: Eukaryota; Fungi; Ascomycota; Sordariomycetes; Hypocreales; Nectriaceae
Source: the annotation of a GenBank genome assembly